CAUGUGGUUUCCACAGUCCACAGAGGUAAAGCCACCUGAUGAUCUUCAGGAUCUGGGUGUUCGAUUCCUGCAGCCGUUUGUCAACCUGCUGUCCAAGAGCACAUAUUGGUGGAUGAACACCUUUAUCACCUCUGCACAUCAGCGUCCUAUUGACUUGAAGACCAUCGGCAAGCUGCCCAUAUCCACGAGGGCUCUUACUAACUACCAAAGGCUCCGCAAAGCCUUCGACACACAAAGGGAGAAGGGUCCUGUCCCCCUGAAAGGGUCGAGGUGGAUCUGGCGUGCUUUACGUCAGGCAUUCGGUGGACCUCUGAUGCUAAGCAUUACGUUCCGCUUCGUGGCAGACCUGCUGGGCUUUGCUGGUCCGCUCUGCAUCUCUGGGAUAGUUUAUCAUAUUAGCAGUGAUAACCACACCGUUUUGCCUCCGAUCAAGUUGCUUGGCAUGCACUUUAUCUCCUCUGAAGCAUUCUUAGCAAACGCAUAUGUUCUGGCUGUGCUGCUUUUCUUGGCUUUGCUCUUGCAGAGGACCUUUUUACAGGCAUCUUAUUAUGUCGCCAUAGAGACCGGAAUAAAGCUCAGGGGAGCCGUACAGACUAAGAUUUACAAUAAGAUCAUGCGUCUGUGCACCUCCAACAUGUCUAUGGGCGACAUGACGACAGCUCAGAUCUGCAGCCUGGUGGCACGUGACACCAACCACCUCAUGUGGUUCUUCUUUCUCUGUCCAAACCUGUGGGCCAUGCCAGUUCAGAUUGUCAUUGGAGUAAUACUUCUGUAUUAUCUGCUGGGAGUGAGCGCUUUGAUCGGUGCAGCUGUCAUCGCUGUUCUGGCACCUUUGCAGUAUUUUGUGGCCACUCGACUUUCACGUGCACAGAAGAGUACACUGGAACACACAAGUGAAAGACUGAAGAAAACCAAUGAAUUGUUGAGAGGAAUCAAACUCCUGAAGCUCUACGCAUGGGAGCACAUCUUCAGAUCCAGCGUGGAGGAUAUACGCGAGAAGGAGCUGACCAAUCUCCGAGCGUUUGCACUUUAUACCUCCCUCUCUAUUUUCAUGAAUGCUGCCAUUCCAAUUGCUGCUGUUCUCACGAUAUUUGUGGUUCAUGUGAACGUGCACAGUGCGACAGACUUCGAUCUGUCUCCCGCUGUGGCUUUCGGAUCCCUCUCACUCUUCCACAUCCUGGUCACGCCCCUCUUCCUGCUUUCCAGUGUCUUGCACUCCACAGUCAAGGCUCUUGUAAGUGUGCAGAAACUGGGUGAAUUUCUUGGCAGUGCAGAGAUUGAAAUUGAUCAUGAGCCUCCAGUCCAGCCUCCACCAAAGAACAACAGCAGUAUUAAGUCUGUUUAUGCGUUACAGCUUCAGGCCAAGCUGGUAAAUCGUAAGAAUAAAGCCAAACAGGAUGUUAACAGGAACUUUCAGCAAGAAGACCAAGAACUUUCUUUCCGAGAGGAGGAAAUCUGUAUUAAGAUUGUAAAUGGCUACUUCUCGUGGACACAGGGAUGCCCGACUUUAACCAAUAUCAACAUAAAAGUUCCCUUUGGUCAGCUGACGAUGAUCGUAGGGCAAGUAGGAAGCGGGAAAUCAUCACUUUUGUUGGCGGCACUAGGGGAAAUGAAGAAGAUCUCUGGAAGCAUCACAUGGAACAGUUUACCCAAAAGUGAUUCAGAUGAUGAUCUAAGCAUACAUUGUAUGAAUGCACGACAACCACCUGGGAAGAGAGGUCCAGUAGGCUACAUUUCACAGAGGCCCUGGCUCUUAAAUGGCACGAUUGAGGAGAACAUCCUGUUUGACAUGACACCCAGUGAAAAGAGAUAUAAAGAAGUGAUUGAGGUCUGCCAGUUACAGCCAGAUAUUGAUACACUACCACAAGGUGACCAAACAGUGAUUGGAGAAAGGGGCAUCAUUCUCUCUGGAGGCUGUGGGCAGCGAAUCAGCAUUGCCCGAGCUCUUUAUCAACACACCAACGUGGUUUUCCUGGAUGACCCAUUUUCUGCUCUGGACAUUCAUCUCAGUGACCACCUCAUGCAUGAAGGAAUCCUCAAGUUCCUUAAAAAAGAAAAGAGGACUGUUGUCUUAGUUACCCACAAACUCCAGUACUUACCUAAUGCAGACUGGAUAAUAGCCAUGCGGGAUGGGACGGUGCAAACACAAGGGAGCUUAAAAGACAUCCAAUUGGCCGAGCCUGAACUGUUUGAACAGUGGAUAACAUUAAUGAACAGACAAAAUAAAGAAAACUCUACAGAGCUGAGGAGAAAGAGUUUCAGGAGGGCCACGUACUCUACAGACACGUUGGCCACAGAAGAUGAGGAUGAAGCUGCCGAUGUUACUGUUAGCGAAGCAAAAGACAGCUCUAUUGGUACAGAUGAGGACAGCCUCAGGGCGGAGCUGCGUCACAGGACCACUAUACCCUGGAGCUCAUUUGCGACGUACCUGAGAGCCGCCGGUCUGCUACUGCUGCCUAUGCUUGUUCUCUCUCAGCUCACGAAACACUCACUUAUGGUCGCCAUAGACUUCUGGAUCGCUCAUUGGACAUCACAUGUUAUAGCAGCAAGUACAGAGAGGAACUGUACCAUAACACAGGACUGUGAGUUCAGUCACUCAUCAUACUUGCAGGUAUUCUGUGUAUUAUGUAUUCUGGGUAUAGUCUUGUGUCUGGUCACAUCUCUAGCAAUGGAGUGGACGGGUUUGCGGGUGGCAAGGGAGCUUCACUGCAUCCUCCUGCGCACCACUGUCCUUGCACCAAUGAGGUUAUUUGAAACGACUCCCCUAGGGAACAUUCUGAAUAGGUUCUCAACCGAUACUAACACAAUUGAUCAGCAUAUUCCCGUCACCAUGGAGUGUUUGAGUCGUUCCCUGCUGCUGUGUGUGUCUGCAGUUGGUGUGAUCUCUUAUGUCACACCUGUAUUUCUCAUUGCUCUACUGCCAUUGGCUAUCGCCUGUUACUUCAUUCAGAAGUAUUUCAGGGUGGCAUCCAGAGAUCUGCAGCAGUUGGAGGACAGCACCGAGUUGCCUCUACUUUCCCAUUACUCACAGACUAUACAGGGACUUACCACCAUCAGAGCUUUUAGGCACGAGCAGAAGUUUAAGAAGAAACUGCUUGAACACACAGAUGCAAAUAACAUCUCCUCCCUCUUUCUCUCGGCAGCCAAUUGCUGGCUGGAGGUCCGCAUGGAGUAUAUUGGGGCAUUCGUGGUGCUCAUAGCCGCCGUGGCCUCUAUAAGCAAUGCAUUAUACAGACAGCUUUCGGCAGGGCUUGUCGGGCUGGGGCUUACGUACGCUCUCAUGGUGUCAAACUUCCUCAACUGGAUUGUGCGUAAUCUGGCAGACAUGGAGGUUCAGCUGGGCUGCGUGAAGAGAGUCAACAGUCUGAUAAACACGCAGCCUGAGACUUAUGAUGGACUCAUGACUCCAGCUCAGAUUCCUGCAGGAUGGCCGAAAUACGGAGAGAUCCAGAUCAAAAAUCUGAGUGUGCGCUAUGACAGCAGCUUAAAACCUGUACUAAGACACGUCAAUGCUCACAUUAAACCCGGACAAAAGGUGGGAAUAUGUGGAAGGACAGGAAGUGGAAAGUCGUCCUUUUCUUUAGCACUUUUCAGAUUGGUGGACACGUUUGAGGGUCAAAUUAUUAUUGAUGGUAUUGAUAUAGCAAAGCUGCCUCUUCAUAGUCUACGAUCAAAGUUUUCCAUCAUUCUACAGGAUCCUGUUUUAUUUAGUGGAACGAUAAGGUUUAAUCUGGAUCCAGAGAGAAAGGCCACAGAUAAAAUGCUUUGGGAAGCUCUUGAAAUUGCUCAGCUGAUGCCGGUUGUUAAAGCUUUACCUGGUGGAUUAGACGCGAUGGUUACAGAGGGAGGAGAGAAUUUCAGCCAGGGCCAGAGACAGCUUUUCUGUCUGGCUCGAGCUUUUGUCAGGAAGAGCAGUAUACUUAUAAUGGAUGAAGCUACAGCAUCUAUUGAUAUGGCCACAGAAAGCAUUCUGCAGAAAGUGGUCAUGACCGCUUUUGCCGAUAGGACGGUGGUCACAAUAGCACAUCGUGUUCAUACCAUCCUGGGGUCAGACGUUGUGAUCGUGAUGAAGCACGGUGCCAUUCUUGAAUACGAUGAGCCUGAUGUCCUACUGGACCAAAAGGACAGCGUUUUCUCUGCGUUUGUCCGAGCGGACAAAUGAUGUACGGAUGAAGGCUUCAUAUAGGAUUUGGUUUAUGUGUGGUUUUAUACAGCUUGUAUAUUAUUUGUAUUGUAAAAUAAUAAACUUGUAUACUUUAUGAACUAUAUACCAAAGGAGUGUCUCAGCAAUGUG
Molecule: messenger RNA, 4294 nt
Organism: Misgurnus anguillicaudatus (oriental weatherfish)
Lineage: Eukaryota; Metazoa; Chordata; Actinopteri; Cypriniformes; Cobitidae
Source: RefSeq, a predicted model, not a curated record